Molecule: messenger RNA, 1661 nt
Organism: Camellia sinensis
Lineage: Eukaryota; Viridiplantae; Streptophyta; Magnoliopsida; Ericales; Theaceae
Source: RefSeq, a predicted model, not a curated record
UUCCAACUCCCAAAGUGUUACGUGUCCCCCUUCAUGCCAUUCCACGUGUCGUCACCUCUCCUCUCUUCUCCUCACUGACUCACUCAUUUGCUCCGAAAGGCUUCCAUCUUCAAGCCCCUGUUGGGGAAAACCCAGAAUCAUCAUCAGAACUCACAAGUGUUGCCUACACUUCUCUUACAUGCAAUGAAACUGUUUCUCAUGGAAGGAAGCUAUCUUCUCCAACUGCAAUAUCCCUUUUGUGCAGGAUAUAGGAGACGUACACUUAACAAUCAAACCUUUGUUCAAAUGGUGGAUAUGUAGUUUGUGCGAAUGUACAUUUAGUUUGUGGGGAUGCACUAGUUUGCUGUGUACCGAUGGAUAUGAUGGCAUUGUUUCAUGAAUUAGUGGGUACUAUAAUAAUCUUGAUGACAAAGCCGUUCUCAUUGGUUAAACUAUCGUGUAUCUUUGCCAUGAGAAGCUUCUGCAUUGUUGUUUACACCUGGGUCGAGGUGCUGAGAACUUCUAUCAGCGUUCAUUUAAAUAUACUGUGGAGCGUUAUGUUUUGGACCUUCACUUUUAUAUCUCUUCCUGUAAGAGUUUUGACUGCACUACAGAGGGAGAGGCUGCUGCAAAUGCGUCUUCAUGAGCUGCAGAUUGAGCUGGAGAAUCUUGUGUGGAACAGGAAGGAACUUGAAGAACGUCUGCAAAUGGCCAUUAAAGAAUGUAGAAUGAUGGAGGCAAUGUUAACAGAACUUGAAGAUGAUCAUGAUCAGGCUAUUGUCAAAAUUGAACUAUUGGAGAGUGAGUUGCAGGACGUGAUCAAAGAAAAUCUUCGGCUGAAGGAGAUACAGGGUAAAAGACUACGGAGUUUUCAAAGUCAAGUUGAUGCAGGCAAAGGCAAUAACCGCAACAAUGAAGUUACUGAUAGGUACGGUUCCUAUGGGAUGCCAUCAUGGAAAUCUAGUUUUGAUGGGAGUGGUGUUAUCCUUGAAGACCUCCUGAUCCACAAAGACGCUUGGGAGGAAGAGAGAGAACACAAAGCCGACUCGCUCGAUUUCAUGAGAACUGAAUUGAAAGUCAGUGGGCCUAGCCAUGCAGUUCCGCCUGGUAUUAGUCUCUCUAGAAAUCUGAACAUGAAUGAAGUCCUUGGUAAACGAAGAGAGGUAGCACUUUCACAGAGCUUUUUCAGUGCGGUUUUGUCUCUGUUAGUAGGAAUGAUCAUCUGGGAGGCUGAAGACCCUUGCAUGCCGCUUGUAGUAGCUCUCUUUACUGUGGUUGCCAUGUCGUUGAAGAGCGUUGUACAAUUCUUCUGUACCAUUAAGAAUAAACUUGCAUCCGAUGCAGUUGCUCUUUUAAGCUUCAAUUGGUUUAUGCUUGGCACACUUGCAUACCCUAUGCUGCCAAAAAUUGCUUGUAUGUUGACUCCCACAGCCUUGAGCUUCUUGGAGUGGACAGCAACCUCGCUUGGUUUUACUUUCUGAAGUCACCUAGUUUUUGGAAUAUCAUAUACAACCAUGAGUUCUGUUUGUUUCUUAAAUUAUCUUUAUCGCUUGUAUAGUAACGAUCUAACUGACCUUGAUUUCCUUUUUCUCAAGUUCUGUCAAGUUCUUAAGGUUUUUCUUUGUUUGAAAUAGGCAAAUACUAUAUUGUUAAUCAAUUAUGUUUUCUUCUUGGAUUAUCUA